AGAGCUAUCUUAUUUUAAAAAAAAAAGAAAAGAAAACAAAAAGGUUGAAGAGGGAGUGGCAUAUGGGUAAAUUAAAGGUAUAAGCCGGGAUGAAAAGGAACGGGACAAUCCGCCUUUAAAAUAAGCUGUGAGGCGGUAUCAUUUCUGAUUUCACUCAAACGCUUCCAAGUUUUGGAAUUGAAGGUACGGUUAGCAACUGAGGAGCAGAGCCAACAAAUUCAAGAUCCACUUUCAAACAAUGGAUGGCCAUAAUUCGGAUGAGUCAAAGCAAAGCACUGCUGAUAUGACUGUUUUUGUGCAAAAUCUUCUUCAACAGAUGCAAUCUAGAUUUCAAACAAUGUCUGAUUCCAUUAUCACAAAGAUUGAUGAAAUGGGAAACCGUAUAAAUGAGCUGGAGCAGAGCAUCAAUGACCUAAAAGCAGAGAUGGGAGUGGAGGGCUCCCCAUCCCCUUUAGCCCCAUCACAGCAAAAGUCAGAUGAAGCAAAGCAAGAGGAAAGCUAAGCAUAAAUUUCGUCAAAGACUGUUUUUAGCAAUUGAUUAUGAUUGUAAUUUGGUGAUACCUGGUUGUGUUUGAGACUACUAUUGGCCAGGGAGGGACAUUAAUGAGUGUCCCCCUUUUCUUUUUCUUUUUCCUUUUUUUUUUUAAUUUGUACCAAGUAUUUCUUCUGUGAAUGGAAGAAACAAUUAUAUGCUUUUAAACCAGUAGAUGCACUGCAUAUUUGGCGAAUUAUAGAGGGAAUUAAUGAAUAUGAAGUGGUUUGUUGUUAA
This is a messenger RNA of Durio zibethinus, 769 nucleotides long. RefSeq names its product heat shock factor-binding protein-like. Gene Ontology annotation, biological process: cellular heat acclimation. Gene Ontology annotation, cellular component: nucleus; cytosol. Gene Ontology annotation, molecular function: transcription corepressor activity. NCBI's taxonomy places the organism in Eukaryota, Viridiplantae, Streptophyta, Magnoliopsida, Malvales, Malvaceae. The record is from RefSeq and is a predicted model, not a curated record.